UGCCGGCACUUCGUGUGGGGUUGCUGCGGGGUGCGGUGUGCAGCGCGGGGCGGUGGUGCGCGUCGAGGGUAUGACGGCUCGGGUAGUGACACAGUGCUCAGAAAUGACUUGAGAAAGUACGUGUUAAGACGGAUUGCACUAGUGCGCUCUCCGGACCCUGAGCGUACGACCAGCCCUGGUGAAUUCGUGAUGAUGGAAACGGUAAACGGGCGGUAUUCUCUACAGCAGGACCAAUACAGCCCGCAUAUUAAACGAGUCCUCAAAAACUACCGGUCUUCAGCUAUGGACAGUUUAUCCGGACCACGCGAGUUUGCCCACUUCAAACGUGAAUCUAUCGUCAGCGACGACGACUGUUUGAAGCCGAAGGCGACAUCGUGUGCGCUGAAGCCGGCCGCGCUCGUGCACGUGCCGAAGACGGUCUGCGAAAAACGCACGUGUGAACAAUCAUCUGAUACUUCGGGAACGAAAACUAACAGUGACAGUGAUUCGCCGGCGGAUCCGAGCCCCACUCCGCCGCGCAUCCCCUUCCCGCCCCCUAUUCUCUCAGCGCCCGACCAGGCGUGGGGCGAAGUUAGCGAGACCUGCCUGGAGGGCGAGACUAUAUCUUGUUUCUCCGUGGGGGGUGAAAAACGGCUUUGCCUCCCGCAGGUACUGAACUCAGUGCUGCGAGGAGUCAGUAUUUCACAAAUCCACGCUGUUUGUGACGAGCUGCACAUUUUCUGUUCCACGUGUAGCAAAGAGCAAUUGGACGUUCUGAAGAAGAGUGGCAUCUUGCCGCCCAGCGCCUCGCAAUGCGGACUCAUCACCAAAACCGACGCGGAGCGGCUCUGCAGUGAGCUGCUCAACGUGAGCGCACCCCAACUUCUCAAAUCGGACGACUCCUGCAGCCUGAAGCAGCGAAUGGACGUGCAUCAUAAAUGUUUCGGCAAGUGUCGGGGGACGCUGCGGCUCGAACUGUACACGUCCUCGCCGGCGCGCUGCAUCGAGUGCAAUGACUGCCGCGGCCUGUUCGCCCCCAUCAAGUUCGUGUCUCACACGCACGAGAACCGCGAGACGAGGACAGUGCACUGGGGCUUCGACAGCUCCCAGUGGCGGAACUACCUGUUGUUGUGCCCCGGCCAAGCCGAACUGGAUGUGAAGGAGACUCUGUUCAAGGAAUUCAAGAACAAGUUUGAUGUGACACUCAAACGGAAACAGUCGGCGUCGGAGGACGUGCCCGAGGACAAGCGCUGUCGGCUGGAGGAGGCGGCGCCGGCGGCGGCGCUGCUCUGUCCGCCCGGCUUCCUGGACCCGGCGCUGCUGUACCGC
Molecule: messenger RNA, 1308 nt
Organism: Pollicipes pollicipes
Lineage: Eukaryota; Metazoa; Arthropoda; Thecostraca; Pollicipedomorpha; Pollicipedidae
Gene: Snoo
Product: Sno oncogene
Exons: 2
Biological process (GO): negative regulation of BMP signaling pathway
Cellular component (GO): transcription regulator complex; cytoplasm; nucleus
Molecular function (GO): SMAD binding; RNA polymerase II cis-regulatory region sequence-specific DNA binding; DNA-binding transcription factor activity, RNA polymerase II-specific
Source: RefSeq, a predicted model, not a curated record